GUGAUGGCUACACUGCAGCGUUGUCAACUUGUACACUCAUGGUAUAGCUUUAUUUUGUGACAGCUGACAUCAAAAAACACUGCUUUGGCUCCAAUUUCAUAAAAAAAUUUCAAAAAGCAUUACUUUUCAACUGACAUUAACGUUUAAUUGUGCACAAACCAAGGCAUAAAACUCUUUUAAACGAAAUGCCGCAGCUAAGGAAAAGGCAACUGCUGAAGGCAUCUCCAAAAUCCCCGAAAUCAGUGCCACAAACGUCAACCGUCGAAACGGAUCAGAAAUUGAGCACCAUAAACAUUGACGUCCGAUCAUGUUUUGUGUGCCGAAAGGAUACAUCAAUAUUCAGCGAAAAUCUGCUCAAAAUCAACACAGCACACAGCGACACACCGGUACUGAAGUAUAUCGAAAAAUUCAUUGGAUAUCCAUUGGUCAAGCAUGAAUCUUUUGAGAAGCUAAUCAUAUGCAAAUGUUGCAUGACCAAAAUCGAUGAAUUCGACAAGGCAUACAUAACAGCCAAAUUGGUACAGAUCGAAUUGAGAGAACUCCUACACGCCAGUGUCCAGUCCAUGGAAGCCUUCAAAGAAAGCCCAACCGUAUUAGAAGAACCGACCACCCACCGGUACAUUGUCACCGACGUUGACGACAAUCAAACAACGCCAUAUGUUCAGACCAACAUUCUGGAGGAAAUGGCUAACAAUGAGGACGUCAAAUUGGAAAUCGAAAUACUCGAUGAAGAAGAGAAUCUGGACGAAUCCUACCAAUACGACAUGGACGAUGCGAAUGUUGAGUGCCUGGAAGAGUAUGAAAUUAUCGAAGAGCAGGAGAAUCUGGAUGAGGAAUAUUUUGAAAGUCAUUUGAGCGAUACGGAAGAAUUGUUGGAAGAAAUGCAUUCGAAGGAAAAUGAUUUCGAUUAUGGGGACUGCAUUACAAUGACUUGUGACUUGUGCAACACAAAUUUUAAGAGCCUGGCGGAAAUGGACGCACACAGCAAAGAAAUUCAUGGCCGGAUAGCCAAGAAAAUACCAAAGAUCGUUAAAUUGAAAGGACCAGUUUCGGCGCCCAAAGAAAAUCGACCGUUUGUGGACCAUAUGAAAGUGAGGAAAUCGGAACCAACGAAAAAGUGUAAAAUUUGUCUGAGCAAAUUCUACACCACGGACGAUGUUAAGGCACACAUAGAGGCUGUCCAUGAGUUCGAUGAUCAACGGUGCGAGAUUUGCGGUAUUGUCUGUACUGGCAAAGUGAAACUCCAAGAGCAUAUGGAUCUACAUGCCACAAGAAAACCGCUAGAAUGUGUAAUUUGUAGUAAAGAAGUGAAACGACGCUCUUUUCUCCGUCAACAUAUGCUUAUCCACACUGGCGAGAAGGUUUACCAAUGCGAUCUUUGCGGUAAACAAUUCAUCCAUCAUUCGUCGAUGCGAAUGCACAUGAGGAUGCAUCGCGACAUUCGAGACUCAGAAUGCGAGAUCUGUGGCCACAAAUCCCGUUCCAAAUCACAUUUAAACAAACAUAUGUUGACGCAUACUGGCGAGAAAAAGUGGCAAUGCUCCAUAUGUCUGAAUCGAUUCGCCAGCGGCGGAAACAUGCGAGCCCAUAUGAACAUUCACUUAGGAAUUGCGUCGCGGAAGAAGCACACAUGCAUGAUGUGCAGUCAAGUGUUUCCCAGCUUAAGUAAAUUAAAUGCACAUCAACAGUUGGCACACGACACAGCACUUCAACAGGCUGGCGAAGCCGUUUAAUCAUUGUACCAAUUCAAGAAUAAUAAACUAAAUGACAUGACUAAC
Molecule: messenger RNA, 1778 nt
Organism: Bradysia coprophila
Lineage: Eukaryota; Metazoa; Arthropoda; Insecta; Diptera; Sciaridae
Cellular component (GO): nucleus
Molecular function (GO): zinc ion binding
Source: RefSeq, a predicted model, not a curated record